AUCACUAACGACUAACGACUCACCAUCUUGUGAAACAGCGCAUUGUACACACGAUGCGCAACAUAUGGUAAUUUUUAUUUUCAAAUAGUUUGAUUAAUUACUGCGGUAUGCACUUCCUGAACUGGGUUUGGUAAUUUCGUAGAGACCAUAUUUUGCGAAAGGAUAAAGAUUUGACAAGAAAAUCUGACCUAUGGAACAAAUUCCAACACCAUCGCUCAAAGUAGGAAAGUAUCCAGACAUCAGUUGUCUGCAAUCGAAGGCAGAUACAUCGUCCAAGAUAUAUUGCGUUAAAUCAAUAAGCAAAACAAGCGACAGUGAUGUAUUCAAUACAUUGAAUAGUUCAAAGAUGAAGUACGAGGUCAAUCUAUCUCAUUCAUCACAAGUGUUAAACAACACGACAGAAUAUUCGAAAGAAAACAUGUCCAAAUUACUUUCAAAUGCGACUCAGAAAAAUGGGCAAGGCUUUUGUAUAAAAUAUACAAAUAGUUUGUGUCAUCCAAAGGGAACAUCGCGUUUUAUAGGGAAACCAUCAGGAAAGAGUUCAGCUGAUUUAAAAAAAAAUGGUGAAAAGUUUCUGACCCGUUCAACGUCUUGCGGUAACAUUAACUACUUGAAUUGUGAAGACAAUGAUAUGUAUAAAGAAUGUUUGCCUAGUUCUAAUGUACAUAAUUCUUUGCAUUUAAAUCAUUCUUGUCUUAAAUCGUUUGAGCACUAUAAGAGCAUAGCAAGUACACAGAGUAUGUUAACAGCACUGCCACAAAACUCAAGAGAAACCAACGCAAAGAUUGGGGAAAAUAAAGUAAUGCUUUCACUAAUAAACGGACCGAUGCAAUCUAUUAUUGACAGCAAAGACGAAAAGAUAAAGGCAUUAGAACUGGCUGUUGAUCGUUUAGAGUGCAAAAAUAAACAAAUGAAACACGAUCAGCAGCCACAAGAUAUGACAAAAUUUUACCUUAGAAAAACUCUGGAAAAUUGUAUCCGUCAAAUCGAGAAACAGGAAGAGGAGAACAAGACGUCAGAGGAAAAAAUGCGACUACUUGAAGAUUUGCGAAAGAAUGAUAAAGAGUGCAUCGAUAUUUUACGAGCUCAAACGACUGACCUAGAAAUGAAACUGUGUAAAAGCGAUGAAGAAGUUCAAUGGUUAAAACAACAAUAUGAAAAAGAAAUAGAAGAACUGAAAAAAUCGUUGAAAAUGAAAGAUAGCAAAUUACGCGACAUUAGUAAGGUUAAGUUGCGAGUAACAAAACAGAAACAGGAUUUUGAAGCCAAGCAAAAUAAUGACAAUGAAUUUAAUUCGAAAAUGUGUCGACAGGUCAUAGAAUUAAAGCAAGAUCUUCAAUUACACCAAACAAGGUUGAGUAUCUUGGAAAGAGAAAAAAAAAGCCUGCAAGAAAGCUUAUCACAGUCUGAAAACCUGCAACGACAAGAUCAAAAAUCAUCAUAUGUUUUGCAAAUGAAGAUUGUGGAACUUCAAGAGAAACUAGAUUUUAGCUACAAGAAGAAUGACGAACUGGAAAAACAAUGUAAAAUAGCAGAUGAUAAAUUGUUUCUUGCCGAGGAAAAACUAAAGCAAUCGUACAGAUAUUCUCACAUUAAGUUAACAAGACAUAGAAAUAAAGCGAACCACAAAGACGAGCGUACAAAGAAAGGAAUGAAAUUUAAUGAAAAAGAAAAGUAUGAAUGCAAAAAGAGCGAGACCUCGAGGGGACCCAUACACGAUAAAGUAAAAUUAAAGAAAGCCUUUUCAAAUAAUACAACGAAUGCACAGAAAAAUGAAAUGAAACCAGAGAAGUUUAAUGAACUUCAAGAUACCAUGUACAUGAAACAAGAAACGACUGCAUACCAAAAUCACCAUCAAGUAUCAUUUUUAACGAAGACCAUGUUGAGGAUUUAAAUAUAUCUGAAUUAAACUGUGAUAAGAGUGAUGACCGUGAUGAAUUGGAAAGUGAAGAAGAGUACGUUUUAGUUGGCGAUACAACGUCUAGAAAGAAACAGCUGGUUAUCACUAGAGAUAAAAGAAGACCAUCUUCAUCAGACGAUACAUGUAGUACUAACAGUAGCGCUUCUUCAUCAAGGCGAGGCUCGACCCAGUGUCCCCGCCCUGAGAGACAUCAAUUUAAAGUGUUGAAAGUUCGUAAAGUGAGCAAAGAGAACAUUUCUCAUUUUCAGAAAAACAUUUCCCACAAGAAUUUAACGAACAGACAAUGUUCGAAAGAGUUACGAUGAUUGGAGAAAUGAUAAAUUAAUGAAAUGGAAACACCGUUUUACCGUAUUUAGACCAAUAAAGGAACGUAGUUUGCAACUGUGUGGAUAAAUAAAAAUCUCCACAAGUCGAUAUAUCUUAGUAAUAUAGAUGAUAUAAUGACAUUACUGUUUAUGUUCACAAUGUGAACUAUGACUGAAAUGUACAACAAAAUUGUACUGAGCUAAUAGAACAAUUGCAUUUUUCAAUUCUCAAACAUGUCAAUGUCUUUCGCUUUCUCAAACGCAUAAGAAUAUGGAUGAAUUUAUAAGCAGAAAAUAUGAAUAUGUGAGUUUUGAUUUAUA
This is a messenger RNA of Xenia sp. Carnegie-2017, 2547 nucleotides long. RefSeq names its product myb-like protein X. NCBI's taxonomy places the organism in Eukaryota, Metazoa, Cnidaria, Anthozoa, Malacalcyonacea, Xeniidae. The transcript is spliced from 6 exons. The record is from RefSeq and is a predicted model, not a curated record. The coding region runs from base 191 to 1894 and encodes 567 amino acids.